This is a messenger RNA of Lacerta agilis (Sand lizard), 2788 nucleotides long. It is a transcript of the gene ARIH2, whose product is annotated as ariadne RBR E3 ubiquitin protein ligase 2. The transcript has 15 exons. Gene Ontology annotation, cellular component: cytoplasm; ubiquitin ligase complex. The record is from RefSeq and is a predicted model, not a curated record. Bases 191 to 1663 code for a protein of 490 amino acids. Gene Ontology annotation, molecular function: ubiquitin conjugating enzyme binding; ubiquitin protein ligase activity; zinc ion binding. NCBI's taxonomy places the organism in Eukaryota, Metazoa, Chordata, Lepidosauria, Squamata, Lacertidae. Gene Ontology annotation, biological process: protein polyubiquitination; ubiquitin-dependent protein catabolic process; positive regulation of proteasomal ubiquitin-dependent protein catabolic process.
UCCCGGCGGCGGAAGUGACGCCACGCCGGAGGCCGGGGCUUCCGGUGCGCAGACCACAGUGGCCCGGCUACCAAUGGAGGAGCCCGCGGGGAGGAGGCAGAGAAUUCAAAUGAAGUCAAAAGAGCGAUAAGGGUUGUUGAAAAAGAAACGGACAUUACUCUCCUGCUCCGCAGUUUGGCUGAGCACUAAGAUGUCUGUGGACAUGAACAGCCAGGGCUCUGACAGCAAUGAAGAGGACUAUGAUCCAAACUGUGAUGAGGAGGAAGAGGAUGAAGAACCUGGGGACAUUGAGGAUUACUAUGUGGGGGUGGCAAAUGACGUGGAGCAACAGGGAGCAGAUGCCUUUGACCCCGAGGAAUAUCAGUUUACCUGCCUGACUUACAAGGAAUCGGAGAGUACCCUGAAUGAGCACAUGGUCAGCUUGGCCUCUGCAUUAAAGGUAUCUCAUGCAGUUGCUAAGCUUGUAUUAGUUAGCUUCCACUGGCAAAUCUCAGAAAUUUUGGAAAGGCACAAGUCCAAUUCUGUCCAGUUGCUAGUGGAAGCACGAGUUCAGCCUGCCUCAUCCAAACACGCCAUGGUACAUUCCUCCCAGCACUGUGCGGUGUGUAUGCAGUUUGUUCGAAAGGAAAACUUGUUGUCUCUGGCUUGUCAGCACCAGUUCUGCCGCAGCUGUUGGGAGCAGCACUGUACAGUUCUCGUCAAGGAUGGAGUCGGAGUUGGUGUCUCCUGCAUGGCUCAGGACUGCCUGCUCCGGACUCCAGAAGAUUUUGUGUUUCCAUUGCUACCUAGCGAGGAGCUGAAAGACAAAUACAGACGCUACCUCUUCAGGGAUUACGUUGAGAGCCAUUUCCAGCUGCAGCUCUGUCCCGGCGCAGACUGUCCUAUGGUCAUACAGGUACAGGAGCCCAAAGCUCGCAGAGUGCAGUGCAAUCGAUGCAAUGAAGUUUUCUGUUUCAAGUGUCGGCAGAUGUACCAUGCUCCCACAGAUUGUGCCACCAUUCGAAAAUGGCUCACCAAGUGUGCAGAUGACUCUGAAACAGCCAACUAUAUCAGUGCUCACACUAAAGAUUGUCCCAAGUGCAAUAUCUGUAUUGAAAAGAAUGGUGGCUGCAAUCACAUGCAAUGCUCCAAAUGCAAACAUGACUUCUGCUGGAUGUGUCUAGGGGAUUGGAAGACUCACGGCAGCGAGUACUACGAAUGCAGUCGGUACAAAGAGAAUCCUGAUAUUGUAAACCAGAGUCAGCAAGCACAGGCCAGGGAGGCCCUUAAGAAGUACUUGUUCUAUUUUGAGAGGUGGGAAAACCACAACAAGAGCUUACAGCUUGAGGCACAGACUUACCAGCGAAUUCAAGAGAAGAUACAAGAAAGGGUGAUGAACAACUUGGGAACGUGGAUAGACUGGCAGUAUCUACAGAAUGCAGCCAAGCUGCUAGCUAAGUGUCGUUACACGCUGCAGUACACAUAUCCGUAUGCCUACUACAUGGAAUCUGGCCCCAGAAAGAAACUGUUUGAAUACCAACAAGCUCAGCUGGAAGCGGAAAUAGAAAACCUCUCAUGGAAGGUGGAGAGAGCAGAUAGUUAUGACAGAGGGGACUUGGAAAAUCAGAUGCACAUAGCCGAGCAGAGGAGAAGGACCCUGCUGAAAGACUUCCAUGACACAUAAAGUAGCAGGAGAUGUCAGGGCGCAGGGGUGAGCGCAAAGAGCGAGGUGGCGGUGAGAGCGGCAGCAGCAGAAGCAACACGAGAAGCUGGCCCCCGCCCGCCCCCCCACAGAGAAGGGCUGAGGACAACACUGCACCCUCCCCUUGCAAGCCAGACACGAGCUAGCACCACAGCUUAGUCUUCUGUUUUCUCUUCUCUUUCUGCUUUUCGUUUUUGCCAGGCUAGAGGCUGGAGUUCAGAUUGGCACCUUUUUUUCUGGGACGUUUUCCUCCCCGGCUCUUGGAUUGUUCUGGGAAGGAGUUCUUUUAUUUUAUUUUUCUUCUUCUCCUUCUUCUUCUUCCUCCUCCUCCUCCUCCUCCCUCGAAUGGCUGUUAAUAGUGUUAGAUCAUUACAAACAUAUGUAAUUUUCAAACGGUUGUACAAUUAUACAAAACAAACCCUAGAAUAACACACAACCCUUUUUAAAAAUAAAUUGGAAUUGGAGUGUUUCCUUUUUAAAUAAGCUGCUUGUAAACUAAAUGGCUGCUUCUCUUCUUUCCCCUCCAAAUCCUCUUUUGCGCUGAAGCCUAUGAAAUAGUCCAGCUGUCUGUUUGGCACCUCUUAUGUGUGCUCUGCUGCUUGCCCUGUGACUACAUGAGGUGAACAGUGCUAGCCUAGGAGACGACAGCAGCAGCCAGAGGUCAGCGUACAGUCCAAUAGCUCUCCUAUUCUUCCCUGGUUAUGCAGGGGCAGUCGGGCAAAGUUCAGGCCAGCAUGGGAAACAGUUGUGGUCCUGCUGUCCCAUUAGCUUUAGGUUGUCUCCUGCGUGGAUUAGUUGCUUUGUUUCUCUGGACUGAUCUCAUCUGCCAAAACUAGAAUCAUUUGAGGGGUUAUGGGAACACACAAUCUUGCCUCUUGAUAGGAUUGUAGCAGGCACUGGCUUUGCUUGGAGGCAGAAGGACAAGCCACGUUCCAUCCAUGCCUUGCGUAUCUCUGCAGUCCAGUCAUACACAACCUGAUCCUUGACACGGCUGUAAGGUGAUACGUCAAGCCUGGCCCCGUCUUGCCCUGACAAGACCAGACUUCCUCGCUGUGUGUCGAGGGAAAGCUGUUACACUUAACAUGAUGCUUGGUAAGGGGGGUGGGG